This is a messenger RNA of Closterium sp. NIES-65, 876 nucleotides long. The record is from the annotation of a GenBank genome assembly. NCBI's taxonomy places the organism in Eukaryota, Viridiplantae, Streptophyta, Zygnematophyceae, Desmidiales, Closteriaceae.
AUGUCUUCCGCCGACGGUUACGGGUACGACUACGAUUCCCCACCUCGAGGUGAUCGCCGCCAGAGAGUAGCGAAAACAGACCAAUCGAGUGACAGCGGCGAGCCUAGGUGGGUAACUCCGGGGAUGUUCGAGCACUUGAAGCGCAUUCAGGCGGCGCACAUGCGCAGGGGAGACGCGGGGGACGCGCCGGGCGCGCGGAGACUUCUUGACCUGCACGGUGCAGAGACAGGGGACGACGCGGUUGAAGCAGGGGCGCAGAGUGACAACGUGGAUUCUACUUCUAGCGGGGACGCCGCUGAUUCGCGCAACAAGGGCAUGUUUACUGCCCUGGGCAUCACCGUCCGCAACAAAGCAGGCCCAGUGGGUCAGCAGGCGGUGGCCCUGCGCUCCCUCCUUUCUCUCCCCCACUGCAGGAGCCAACAAGGGCAUGUUUACAGCCCUUGGAAUCACCGUGCCAACAAAGGCAGGUUUACGGCCCUCGGAAUAACAGUGCGCAACACGGCCGGGACACUGGGCCAGCAAGCAAUAGCCCUGCGCUCAGAAGACCUCUCAGCAUUCUUCGAGUGUGAGUUAGACGGCAACCAGGACACGCUCUACCCGCACAGCACAUUUCCCCCUCUUCUCUUCCCCCCGUUCCCCCCCUGCUCUUUCCCCCUUUCCGCCCUGCUAUCCGCCCAUCCUCCCCUCUCCCAGGAGAUCCAACCAGACGGGUGGAUCACGUGGGGCACAUACACCGUGAAGCUUCACUCCCCCCCGCUCCCCCAAUUUCUCCCCCUGCUCUCCCCCUCCCCUGUUUCCCCCUGCUCUCCCCCCUUCCCCUCCCCUGCCAGGAAAUCCGACCAGACAGGUGGAUCACGUGGGGCACUGACACCAUGA